AUAAAAGGGAGGGAAAAAAUAAAUAAUCGAGAGCUUACUUUACUUGCAGAUAAUUACUCACUCGGACACAGCCUCCUCUCCUUCUCUCUCAUCGUUAGGUUCCGAGAAUCUUCAAAUCUUCAAUAGAGAGAGAGACUGAGUUGCAGGGGGGCUGUUUCUGAAUUUCUAAAUAAAUCAUGGCAUCUUCUUCAUCGCAGCUUCGACUUAUGUCAGAUCUUAAAUCCAUUAUAAACGAGCCUCCAGAGGGAUGUAGUGCAAGUCCUUUAUCUGAUGAGAAUUUGUUUGUUUGGAGCGCUACAAUAUUUGGUCCAGAUGAAACCCCAUGGGAAGGUGGUGUUUUUGGAUUACGAUUGACGUUUGGAGAUAGCUACCCGGAAAAGCCCCCUCGUGUUCGGUUUACAUGUGAAAUUUUCCAUCCUAAUGUUUAUCAAGAUGGAACACUUUGCAUGGACAUAAUCCAGGACGCGUGGUCACCCUGUCACAAUGUUUGCACAAUUCUCACGUCAGUUCAGUCUCUACUUACUGACCCAAAUCCGGCUAGUCCUGCAAAUCCUGAAGCUGCUCAGAUGUAUCAACAUGAUAUACAGUCUUACAACAGGAGAGUCCGCCGAUGUGCUCGCAGAUCCAUCGAGUCUUAAGUUUUGUUCGCAAGCAAAUCAGUCACCCUCGUCCUGAUAAACAACUUGGAUUAAUUUGGGUAGACUUCCAUUAGCUGGGUUUUGUAUUCUCAUUUAUUUUGUAACUUUUAAGUAUUCAUCAUCAAUGUUGUAUGUCAUGUAAAUACCAUACAAAAGCAUACAUUACUGUUUGUCAGUCGUGGUCCUAAACUUUCAAGAACUUUCUGAAAGAAGUCGGAACCUGGUUCAUAAGAAUAAUAAUACAAAAAAAAAAAAAAAACAACAACAACAAGAAAACGUCUUUCAAAGAGAA
This is a messenger RNA of Papaver somniferum (opium poppy), 930 nucleotides long. Its product is annotated as ubiquitin-conjugating enzyme E2 1-like. Lineage: Eukaryota; Viridiplantae; Streptophyta; Magnoliopsida; Ranunculales; Papaveraceae. The record is from RefSeq and is a predicted model, not a curated record. The transcript has 6 exons. The coding region runs from base 177 to 638 and encodes 153 amino acids.